This is a messenger RNA of Cetraspora pellucida, 212 nucleotides long. Lineage: Eukaryota; Fungi; Glomeromycota; Glomeromycetes; Diversisporales; Gigasporaceae. The record is from the annotation of a GenBank genome assembly.
AAGAUGAAUUUGAAUUAUUGAAUGAACUUAUUGUAAUCCUUUCUCCUUUCGAUGAAGCAACGCAAUUUUUAAGCAGAUCCGAAUAUCCAACACUUGGUUUUAUGACACCAAUGUUGGAAGAACUUACUUGCCAGCUUAGGCAAUUUACUGAACAAAGUUAUAAAGCAAUUCUUGUGAAAGACACGAUCUUGAAUAACUUAGUUGAACGUUGA